GUAAUUCACGGUGUACAUUUUUGGAAAAAACACAGUGGAUUUGUUGUUCUCCAUCUCCAUCAGUCCAUCGCCAUUAAUGUCCGUGCAGUUUCUCUCUCCUCAUUCGUCCCUGUAGACCGGAGGAACAAACGACGUCGCAUACUCAGGAACGAGAACGAGAGCGUGAGAAAAUAAUCAAAUCUCAAAUCGAACCCCGCCACCCCCCCUCCCUCCCCAACAAUCUAGGGUUUCUUCUUUCUUCUUCCGAGGGCACUCUGUCCGAAUAAAAAAGAGAAGGAACGACGCCGUACCAGGAGAACACGGAGCAGCAUGGAUCCAGUGCCGUCGAGCGCUGCUCAUGGAAACCUCGAUGAAAAUAUAGCUCAGCUCAUGCAGUGCAAGCCCUUGUCCGAACAAGAGGUGCGAGUGCUAUGUGAGAAAGCUAAGGAAGUUCUGAUGAACGAGAGCAAUGUACAGCCUGUGAAAAGCCCUGUGACCAUAUGUGGUGAUAUUCAUGGGCAGUUUCAUGAUCUUGCUGAGCUCUUCCGAAUUGGUGGAAAGUGUCCAGAUACCAAUUAUUUGUUCAUGGGAGAUUAUGUAGAUCGUGGAUACUAUUCUGUUGAAACAGUAACGCUUUUGGUGUCUCUCAAAGUUCGCUAUCCUCAACGAAUUACAAUCUUGAGAGGAAAUCAUGAAAGUCGACAGAUUACUCAAGUUUAUGGGUUUUAUGAUGAAUGCUUGAGGAAAUAUGGAAAUGCUAAUGUGUGGAAGACUUUCACUGAUCUGUUCGACUAUUUCCCACUUACUGCUUUGGUUGAAUCAGAAAUAUUCUGUCUUCAUGGUGGUUUGUCACCAUCUAUUGAAACACUUGAUAAUAUUCGUAGUUUUGACCGUGUACAAGAAGUUCCACAUGAAGGGCCAAUGUGUGAUCUUUUAUGGUCUGAUCCUGAUGAUCGUUGUGGUUGGGGUAUAUCACCUAGGGGUGCUGGAUAUACCUUUGGCCAAGACAUAUCAGAGCAAUUUAACCAUACUAACAACUUGAAGCUUGUUGCUAGAGCACACCAGCUGGUUAUGGAGGGAUUCAAUUGGGCUCAUGACCAAAAGGUUGUUACCAUAUUCAGUGCUCCUAAUUAUUGUUAUCGAUGUGGAAAUAUGGCAUCCAUUCUAGAAGUCGAUGACUGCAAAGGCCAUACAUUCAUUCAGUUUGACCCAGCCCCAAGGAGAGGGGAGCCGGAUGUAACCCGAAGAACACCAGAAUACUUCCUGUAAAGCAGCUCUAUGAAGAGAGCUGGGUUCUGUGCAGAAGCUCACACCAUAGCUGCUUAGCCUGGUGGCUUCUUAGUAAUUGACACUUGCAGUUCUGUUGUUGGUGAGAUGGCAUAAAGCAUGUAGAAAAGGACAGGUGAGACUUCUCUGAGUUGCUGUCCAGAAACCUUUCCGCAAUACAAUUAAGAGCCUGAAGCUUGAUUAGGGUUCCUGCGUAUGUAUCAUUUCAUGCGUUAGUUUUGUUACUCGUUCUAUUAAUUUCCUUCCAUUUUUCCGUUUCUUUCAUUCUUCUAGUAGGGUAACCAUUUUUUAACUUCUCUCCAGUACUUGUGUUCCUUAUAUAGCAUUAACGUCAGGUGCAUUCUGUCUUUAGAUGAAAGACCAGUCAUAAAAUUUUCUGUAUUGGGUGGUUUUAAACCCUAAUUUUUCUUUGUUGAUCUGUUGAUCCAUGGCGGCUGACCGGAAGCAAUCUCUUCUAGGUUUAGCCACCCAAAAAACAGAAUUGCCAGGUCUUUCUGCUUUGUAGUAUUGUUUUUUGUCUUUGCUGUUUGAGUAUGUAAGGCUACAACUUUGAUAAAUGAAAAAAAUGCUUCACAUUGUUGAUUGGAAA
Messenger RNA from Ipomoea nil (Japanese morning glory), 1855 nucleotides. Its product is annotated as serine/threonine-protein phosphatase PP2A catalytic subunit-like. The record is from RefSeq and is a predicted model, not a curated record. The coding region runs from base 310 to 1248 and encodes 312 amino acids. The transcript is spliced from 11 exons. Gene Ontology annotation, cellular component: cytosol. Gene Ontology annotation, biological process: peptidyl-serine dephosphorylation; mitotic cell cycle. NCBI's taxonomy places the organism in Eukaryota, Viridiplantae, Streptophyta, Magnoliopsida, Solanales, Convolvulaceae. Gene Ontology annotation, molecular function: protein serine/threonine phosphatase activity.